This is a messenger RNA of Quercus robur (English oak), 536 nucleotides long. Its product is annotated as small polypeptide DEVIL 14. The transcript has a single exon. The record is from RefSeq and is a predicted model, not a curated record. Gene Ontology annotation, biological process: negative regulation of cell population proliferation. NCBI's taxonomy places the organism in Eukaryota, Viridiplantae, Streptophyta, Magnoliopsida, Fagales, Fagaceae. The coding region runs from base 99 to 239 and encodes 46 amino acids.
AAGACCCCCUCAGGACCACAAAACAACUUCAAUACCAACCAAAGUUCCUAGUUACAGCACCAAAUUUGUUUACUUCUUCCAUUUCAGCAUAGGCAGACAUGGCAGCUAACACAUUCUCAUCAACAAGGAGUUUGAAGGUUCGAUCAUGGCAACGAUGCUCAAAGCAAGUUAGAGAGCGGCGGGCACGGCUCUAUCUCAUAUGGAGAUGUACAGUGAUUCUCCUAUGUUGGCAUGACUAAGCUCUUGGAGAGCAGUUAGAGCUCCAUUUGAAGCUUGGCCUUCAAUUAGUCUUUGCCUAACUGACUAGGUGGAAGCUCGUAUACCUGGGAGCUGUGGCCUUGUGGGAGUUUAAUUAGCAUUGAGUAAAGCAGGAUUUGAUGUAUUUUUGGUUAUAAGAGACAAAAAUCAGAUCAAACUGGGAAUGUCCAGUGGAUGUAUAAAAGACAAGUACCAUAGGAAGAAAGCUGAAUUAGCUACAUGUUUAAGUUAUGUUUUGCUAGUGUGUAUAUGUAUCUCUCAUAGCUACUGUUUUUCAA